Messenger RNA from Cornus florida, 2266 nucleotides. RefSeq names its product xylan glycosyltransferase MUCI21-like. NCBI's taxonomy places the organism in Eukaryota, Viridiplantae, Streptophyta, Magnoliopsida, Cornales, Cornaceae. Gene Ontology annotation, molecular function: glycosyltransferase activity. The transcript has 3 exons. The record is from RefSeq and is a predicted model, not a curated record. Bases 485 to 2107 code for a protein of 540 amino acids.
UCUGUGUAGCUCUGUUGCUACACGCAUUUGACUGUCAAAAUUAAAACCCCUCCUCUCCUCUGUAAGCCUCCGAUUUGGUCUUCAUUGUCACCUCCAUUCCUCUCUCUCUCUCAAGAACCACAAUAUAACACCCCAGAAGCGCCUUCCCUCUAAGAACCGUAUAUACCCACCUGUCCAAUACUUCUCUGUUUCAUAUAAAUCUCUCUCUCUCCCCGUCUCUGUUCAUCCAUAUAUCUCUCUUCAUAUAGAUUUUGGCCUCCUUUCACACCACCCGACCUCUCUCUCUCUCUCUCUGAAACAAAUCUCACAUACCCACUUGUCCAACUCUUCUGUUUCAUAUAAAUCCCUCUCUCUCUCUCUCUCUCAAGAAAAAAAACAGAGCAAAAACAGAGCAACCCCUUAUACCCACUUGUCCAACUUUUCUGUUUCAUAUAGAUCUGUCUCUCUCUCUCUCUCUCUCUCUCUCUAGCUUGUUGCAGAAGAGAUGGUGCGCUAUCAGAGAUACCAUCAGCUGAGAAAAGGUGAAGUGGCUGUUUUCGAAGAAGAUGAGGAGUCACAAGCCUUAGUUUUUGUCUUUGGAAACUCUGCUUACAACAACAAGAGAGCAAGGCCUAAACUUAUCUCUCUCCUCUUUCUCUCUCUUCUCUCCUGCAGCUUGAUUCUAGCCCCUCAACUCUUCAACUUUCCCCCUAACUUUUCCCUCUUGUAUUCAUUUGGACUUGAAGAUCAAAACCUUGUCAAUGGGAUGGAUGUCAAUGCUUCCCUAUGCUCUUCAAUUUCUAGUGGAACCAUAUGUUGUGAUAGAAGCAGCAUUCGCUCAGAUAUAUGUAUGAUGAAGGGGGAUGUGAGAACACACUCUGUUUCCUCUUCAAUCUACCUUUACAGCUCAAAAAACACAAGUGACUUCACUGAUCAUUUAUCCGGUAUGGCCAAAAUUGGCAAAGAUGAGCAAGAAGUGGAGCUCCAACAUGAAAAGGUCAAGCCAUAUACCAGAAAAUGGGAGACAAGUGUUAUGGGCACCAUUGACGAAUUAGACCUUAUCUCAAAGAAACAAAAAUUGGGUGCUCAACAUGUGUGUGAUGUCCGGCAUGAUGUGCCUGCAGUGUUCUUCUCGACAGGGGGCUAUACCGGUAACGUUUAUCAUGAAUUCAAUGAUGGAAUUUUGCCUCUUUACAUUACUUCUCAGCAAUUCAACAAGAAAGUUGUGUUUGUUAUUCUCGAGUAUCAUAAUUGGUGGAUUACCAAGUAUGGAGAAAUUCUUUCACUUCUCUCAGAUUAUCCCCCAAUAGAUUUUAGUGGUGAUAAGAGAAUCCAUUGCUUCCCAGAAGCCAUUGUUGGUCUAAGAAUCCAUGAUGAGUUGACUGUGGAUUCUUCAUUGAUGGAAGGGAGAAAGACAAUCAGAGAUUUUCGAGACCUUCUAAACCGAGCUUAUGAGCCCCGAGUUAGAGGUCUAAUUCAAGAGAAUGAACAGAGAGCCCAGUUGAAUUCGAAUGAGAAACUUCCUGGUGUGCCUUCAUCAAAGAAAUCAUUAGAAAUGGUACAGGAAAAGCGAGAAUUGAAAAAACCAAAACUGGUCAUAUUAUCUAGAAAUGGAUCAAGAGCGAUAACUAAUGAAGAUUCAUUGGUGAAAAUGGCUGAAAAUAUUGGGUUUCAAGUGAAAGUUUUAAGGCCUAAUCCGACCACAGAAUUGGCAAAGAUGUAUAGGGCACUUAAUUCAAGCGAUGUUAUGGUUGGUGUCCAUGGUGCUGCCAUGACCCAUUUUCUCUUUUUAAGGCCUGGCUCCGUGUUUAUCCAAUUGGUGCCCCUCGGAACAGAAUGGGCUGCAGAGACUUAUUAUGGGGAACCUGCAAGGAAGCUCGGUUUGAAGUAUAUUGGGUACAAAAUCGUGCCCAGAGAGAGCUCAUUGUACGACGAUUAUGACAAGAGCGAUCCUGUUCUGAUGGACCCUAACAGUGUGGCCCAAAAGGGAUGGGAAUUCACUAAGAAGAUCUAUCUUGAUCACCAAAAUGUGAGGUUGAAUCUUGGAAGAUUCAGGAAGAGGUUGGUUCGCGCCUAUGAUCACUCCUUUGCUAAGAUGAACAAGCAUGCACACCUUCAACCACAGUAAUUUUUCAAAUUUCACUCAUUUUUUUGUUUGAAUAUCUUUUAACAUUUGUAUAUUAGUUAGCACCAGAAGAAGAUUAGGAAGAUGUUUUUGUAAAGAUUAGUGAUCAUUUCAAAAAAGUUGUAAAAGUUUACUCUUGGUAUAUAUUGUUACAAAGAUUCU